AUGAGUAAUACUAACUCUCCACCUUGGAUUGACGUGGAGGUUCGCCAUUUAAUCCGAAAGAAAUACACAGCGCUGAAGAAAUAUCGUUUGGUCAAGUCAGAUGCUCGAAAGUUGAAACUACGUACUUUAAGUAAAAAAAUCAAAUAUGCUAUCAGACGAAAACAUAGCGAGUAUUUAGCCAAAAUUGAAGCCUCUUUUAAAGAUAACCCUAAACUUUUCUGGAGUUAUCACAAAGCUAUCCUUCACCACCGAGAGAAUCAGAGUCCUAAGAUCACAUACAAUGGUACUACAGCCAAGACAGCAGCUGCAAAAGCAGAACUUUUUAACACGUAUUUUUCCUCGGUAUUUCUGCCGCCAAAAUCUAAUGUUAGUCCUGAUGUAGAUGAUAAUUCAUCUCCUUUAAGCACUAUCAUGCAAUUUUCGGACAUUACACUCGGUGUUGAAGAAGUCGAGGCUUGUCUUCACGAUCUUGAUACGUCAAAAGCAUGUGGUCCAGACGGCAUUCCAUCACGCCUAUUGAAAGAGUGCAGCCAGGAAAUCGCACCCAGCGUCUGUGCACUGUUCAACCAAUCUUUAAAUAUUGGUCGAAUUCCUUCUGAGUGGAAAUCAGCUAACGUGACGCCAAUCCACAAAAAGGAUUUAAGAGAACUUGCAGAAAACUAUAGACCGAUUUCGUUGUUGCCAAUUCUCGGAAAGGUCAUGAAACGCUGCAUUUGUAACAAAUUCUACGGUCAUUUCAAGCAGCUCGUUACCAAGUUACAACAUGGGUUUUUACGAGGUCGCUUGUGUGUCACACAGCUUCCUUCAGUUCUCCACUCAAUCCGACAAUGCCUUGAUAAAAACGUCCAAACAGAUGUUCUUUACCUUGAUCUCGCCAAAGCGUUUGACUCUGUCGAUCACCAAAUUCUUCUUGAAAAACUGAAAUCCUAUGGUGUUACGGGUCAACUACAUAACUGGUUUGUUGACUACUUAAAAGACCGUUCUCAAAGAGUAGUAGUGGAUGGUGUGGCAUCUCAAUGGGCACCCGUUACAUCUGGAGUGCCACAAGGUAGUAUUUUAGGACCAAUGCUCUUUGUGGUGUUCAUUAAUGAUCUUCCUGAUUCUAUACCAGACAAAACAACUGCUGCUUUAUACGCAGAUGAUACUAAGUUGUACAGAAGCAUCGUAUCAGUAGCUGACUGCGAAGAUCAACAGCAGGCUCUGAAUAACCUUGAUACAUGGAGCAGUGUCAAUAACCUUAAAUUUAAUGCAUCUAAAUGCAAGGUGUUGACCGUGACAAGAAAGAGAAGUCCAAUAUUACACACUUACCAACUCGGUUCUAAGGAACUGCUUCGUGUGGGGCAAGAAAAAGAUCUCGGUGUUACUUUAACUAGUAACCUCUCUUGGGACACCCAUAUUAACGUUAUCGUCGCCAAAUCCAACAAGCUGCUGGGUUUAUUAAAGAGAACUUGUCCCUUGUUGACGGACGUUAAAGUUAGACGUACGCUGUAUCUGUCACUCGUUAAAUCACAAGUCAGCUACGCCACAGAAGUUUGGUCUCCAGUCAACAUACAUCUCAAAUCAAAGGUUGAGAAAAUUCAAAGAAGAGCUACCGCUUGGAUUCUGAAAUCCAAACAAGGCGAGAUACCUUACCAACAGAGGCUGAUAGCUCUUAACCUAUUGCCACUAUGUUACGACAGGGAAAUUAAGGACUUG
Molecule: messenger RNA, 1695 nt
Organism: Paramuricea clavata
Lineage: Eukaryota; Metazoa; Cnidaria; Anthozoa; Malacalcyonacea; Plexauridae
Source: the annotation of a GenBank genome assembly